AUUAAUUUUUUUUAAUGUCGAAGAAUCUAUUGAUUAUUGUAGUCUUGCUUCUCUCAAUAAAGAGCAUUGCAGCUGAAGAAAUUGAUUUAAGUUUAAUCCGUGUACCUAAUUGUACUUAAAAUUAUAUCCUCUUUAGAUAUUACAUAAGAGAGCGACAUUUAAUUGUAUAAAAUUAGAAAACAAAAGCUAGAAUUUUAAAAAUCCAAAUAUAUGAAAAUGAAUAAAGAAGAGAGGAAAAAAGUAGAAUAACAAAGCUUAGCAUUUUAAAAAUGGGAAAACGACUUAAAAAGGAAAUAUUUACAUCAAAAAAGAUAAGAGGAUUUAUGAGUAAUAUAAAU
This is a messenger RNA of Paramecium sonneborni, 338 nucleotides long. The record is from the annotation of a GenBank genome assembly. NCBI's taxonomy places the organism in Eukaryota, Ciliophora, Oligohymenophorea, Peniculida, Parameciidae.